AUGCGGCGGCUUCAGAAGCUGUAUCCCGAGUAUUCGGCACUACUGGAAGCGCUCCACCCGCAGUUCUCCCAGCAAGAGCGCUGGGACCAAGUGAAGAGGCUCUUCCCCUCGCCGACGCCGAUCUUGAACAUCCUGACGCGCCUGUCGGAGGAGGAGGUCCGCAACAAACAAGAGGCUCUGGCCCAGUUGGCGCAUCGGCUGGUGAUUGGUCUGGAUGACUCGAGCGAGGAUUCUGUACGCAUCCUGAUCGACAAGAUUGUGUCCAACGACGCAGCUGCAAAAGAGCUGGCGGCCAACAGCCCGCUCUGA
Molecule: messenger RNA, 309 nt
Organism: Symbiodinium necroappetens
Lineage: Eukaryota; Dinophyceae; Suessiales; Symbiodiniaceae
Source: the annotation of a GenBank genome assembly